Messenger RNA from Cuscuta epithymum, 994 nucleotides. The record is from the annotation of a GenBank genome assembly. NCBI's taxonomy places the organism in Eukaryota, Viridiplantae, Streptophyta, Magnoliopsida, Solanales, Convolvulaceae.
UAUAAAUAGAGAGCCAUAAAUCAUCAAAAUGCCACACACUAAAUCAUCGAAUUGAAGUACAAACUUACACAUUAAAGCUUCUUGUUUCUAGCUACCUUAUUAGCUUCUCCGGCCGGCAGCCUUGUGUAUACAAAGCAUGGAAAUCAGUGGAAAGAUCUACGCUAGAGUCCGGUUAGCCACCCGAUCCGACAUAACCCAUAUUGACAAGCUUUUUUAUCAAAUCCAUCAAUACCACGAGUUGACUCACCUCUACAAAGUGAGUGAGGAAUCCUUGUCCAACAUGCUCUUCGGAUCAAACCCAAACCCUCCUUUCUACUCCCCAACCAUUCUCCUCCUUGAGGUCUCCUCAUCCGAGUUCCCUACUCCUACACCCGAUAGUUCGGGUUUCGAGCCCAUCGUCAAGUCGUUGGACCUGAAAGCCCCCGUUUUCGAUAAUGAAUGGGAGCAGUUCAGGUCCAACGUUAACGACCACGAGGCUUAUAUAGCUGGGUACGCCUUCUUCUUCCCCAACUACUCCUGCUUCUACGACCGGCCCGGGAUUUUCUUCGAGAGCCUCUACUUUCGAGCGAGCUACCGAAAGUUAGGGUUCGGGCGGCUUCUCUUUUCCACCGUGGCUACCAAUGCUGCCACCAAGGGGUUCUCGUCUGUGGAGGGGAUCGUGGCGGUUUGGAACAAGAAAUCGUAUGACUUCUAUGUCGGCAUGGGCGUCGAGAUCAUGGACGAGUUCCGGUACGGGAAGCUCACGGGAGAUGCUCUUCAGGCGUAUGCUAAGGAGAGUGCUUGAUAUAAUUGCAUAUCCUUAGAAACUAUUCCGUGGAAUAACAAGUGAAAUAGUUUUUUUUUAUAAGGUUUUCUGUUUGGUUUGAUUGUCGCUUUAGUCAAAUAAAUUAUUCCCUCCAUCUAAAAAAAAUGUAGUCAAGUUUGGCUAGCAUGUAAAAUACUCUAUAAAAUAAAAAUUGCAUGGUUAAAAUUUGUGUGGAAGAGAAAACAAAAU